This is a messenger RNA of Trichomonas vaginalis G3, 1110 nucleotides long. RefSeq lists its product as uncharacterized. Bases 1 to 1110 code for a protein of 369 amino acids. The transcript has a single exon. Lineage: Eukaryota; Parabasalia; Trichomonadida; Trichomonadidae. The record is from RefSeq and is a predicted model, not a curated record.
AUGUCUCGCACCUAUCAGAGAAGGCUAGAACAAUUUCAGGCGAGGCUACAACAAAGUCUUUCACUGGCAGAUGAUGAGAUAGAUAGACUCACUCAAUAUUUAAACUCUGUUCAUGCAGAAUGUUUGGAUAUUGAAGAUAAAUUACACAGAUACGAAAAUCAAUUCGUCCAACAUCAGAAAGAACGCUCAGGCAAGAAAAUAAAAGAAGAAAGUUUCAAAAAUGCAGGAUUAGCAAGACUUGAAUCAAACUUUAAUGCAGAGAUUACAAGAUUAACAAAGGAACAUUCCGAAAAAAUGAAUCAAAUGCGCGACGAAUACAUCAAAAUGCAAAAUGAAAAUGACGAAAAAUCACAAAAGGAAGGAAGCAAGGAAAUAAAUAAACUCGAUUAUAUUAUUUCAAAAUUACAAACAUUAAUUGAAAGAGAAAACAAGAAAAUGGAAGGCAUAAAAGAUAAUAAUGAAGAAGAGGAAGAUACAGAAGAUGAAAAUGAUGAUGCAAAUACUAAAUUAAUGAAUGAAACGUUGAAUCUUCAGAAUAAGAAGAUAAAAUCACUAAAAGCAAGCAUUAAACAACGUGAAUCUGAAAGAUUAGAACUUCUCGAACUCGGUAAAGUACAUUUUCAGCAAGCAAUGCAAACUCUAGAAACAAAUGAAGCAAAUCACCUUGCAAAAAUGUCAAACUUACGUGAAACACUCGAAAAUUUAGAUAAAACUUAUCAACAGAGGUUUGAAACUAUGCGUGCAGAAAAUAAAAAAGCAAUAAUUUCUUCAAAGAAACGAUAUUUGAAAGCACAAAAGAAAUUAAAGCAAAUUCAAACCAAAAUAGUUGAAACUGAACAGAUAGACCAGCAGAAAAUAGCCAUGUUAUCCGAAAAACGCAGUGCUUUGAAAUUUAAUUUGAUGCAAAUUAGAAAUAAGAAUACACCACUUCCAUCGCAUACAGAGUUACAUAAUAUAGAAAAGCAAAUUUCAUCGCUUAAACAAAUUCUAGCAGAACAUGACGCAAUUUUAAAGAAGCAUAGAGAAGAAAAUCAUUAUUUGAAGCAAGAAAUAUCAAAGCAAAGACAUUUAGCAAGGAUUAUAAGUCGGAGAUCUGCUUUGGGUAUAUAA